ACUAUUCAAGUUAAUAUUGUUUUGACAGAAUCAUUGUUGUUAUUAGUUGGUUUACAUAAUUUUGUGUUUUUCAUCAUUAAACUACGUUAAAUACAUCUUUAAUCAAUUGCGGCAUAAAAUUGUUUCAACCUUUCUCCGAUUUUAAAUUAACUAUCUACUGAUUUCAAGUUGCAUUUAACAUUAAUCAGCUCCAAGUCAAUAACGGUAACUUAACCUCGUGUUUCUCUGGUUAUUUUUGUGCAAUAAUUGGAAUUACUUUUAUUGUUAGAAAUGAUUAAAUCAGAUAAAGAGGUUAAUUACAAGCCUUCUUUGAUCUGGCCAAUGGUUCUUUUCUUUGUGUUUAUCCAUUUGGCUUCAUUUUAUGGAUUUUAUUUGUCAUUUUAUGCCAAAACACAAACUCAUCUCACAGUUUAUCUUCUCAUCGUAUUUGGUGGUCUUGGUGUAACUGCUGGAGCUCAUCGAUUAUGGUCUCAUGGAGCUUACAAAGCCAAAUUACCGUUGAGAAUAUUUCUAGCUGCUCUUCAAACCUUAUCACUUCAACGAGACAUUUAUGAAUGGUGUCGAGAUCAUCGGAUUCACCAUAAAUUUUGUGAAACUGAUGCUGAUCCACAUGAUGCUAGGCGAGGUUUCUUCUACAGUCAUAUUGGCUGGUUAAUUGUUCAAAAACAUCCAAUGGUUAGUAUUAGGAGGCAACAAAUUGAUUACUCUGAUCUUCUUUCUGAUCCAGUCGUCCGUUAUCAAAGAACAUUUUACAUUCCAUUGGUGAUUCUUUUAGGAGUUGUCAUUCCAACUUUAAUACCAUAUUAUUUUUGGUCGGAAGAUUUGAUAAUUUCACUUUUUACAUGUUUCUUUCUGAGAUAUGUAAUUUCCUUACAUAUCGCUUUCUGUAUAAAUAGUGUAGCUCAUAUGUAUGGUCAACGUCCUUAUGAUAAACAUAUCAAUUCCAGAGAUUCAUUGGGACUUGCGUUGACUGCUAUGGGUGAAGGUUUCCACAAUUAUCAUCACACAUUUCCACAAGAUUAUUCAACAUCUGAAUGGGGCUGGAAAUUCAAUUUAACCACAUUUUUUAUCGACAUCUGUGCUUACCUUGGAUUAGCCUACAAUUUGAAGACAAUGGACAAGCAAACAAUUGCCGCAAGAAAGUUACGUUCCGGUGACAAAAUCAAUUAAUAGACCAACAAACUUCAAAUUACAAGCAACUUAAACUUGGACCAAAUUGGACCAAAAAUUUUAAUUUAUUGUUUUUGCUAAGAAUAAACGUUUCAAAUUUUGCAUCGUUACUAUUAAUGAUCAUUAUAUCAUUAAAAUCAUCUCAUAGCUAUUCUUAUUUAUUAA
Messenger RNA from Tetranychus urticae (two-spotted spider mite), 1335 nucleotides. Its product is annotated as stearoyl-CoA desaturase 5. The record is from RefSeq and is a predicted model, not a curated record. Gene Ontology annotation, molecular function: stearoyl-CoA 9-desaturase activity; iron ion binding. Gene Ontology annotation, biological process: unsaturated fatty acid biosynthetic process. NCBI's taxonomy places the organism in Eukaryota, Metazoa, Arthropoda, Arachnida, Trombidiformes, Tetranychidae. Gene Ontology annotation, cellular component: endoplasmic reticulum membrane.